Molecule: messenger RNA, 1275 nt
Organism: Physella acuta
Lineage: Eukaryota; Metazoa; Mollusca; Gastropoda; Physidae
Product: melatonin receptor type 1C-like
Biological process (GO): G protein-coupled receptor signaling pathway
Cellular component (GO): membrane
Molecular function (GO): G protein-coupled receptor activity
Source: RefSeq, a predicted model, not a curated record
AUGUCGUCGGUCGGGUUCAGCACGGUUCUGGUGAACAAACAAGAACUCGCCAACUACAGCAUCAACUACUCAGACUCCAUCGGCAACGACUCCGACGUCAGCUCCAACUUCUACAACCUCAGCUCUCAGGAGCUGCCGUCUGCUACAGCCCUGCACAUCGGCGCCAUCGUUAUGCUUAUCGCUCUUCUCUGGGGACUCUUCGGCAACAUCUUGACUUCCUUCGUCAUCUUAACCAAUCGGGAUCUUAAAAACACGACAAACGUCUUCAUUGUUAGUCUCUGUAUUAACGAUAUUCUAAACCUCGGCAUCAACAACAUGAUUGUUUUAAUCUCGUAUUUUAUGAUGAAGUGGACAAUGGGACUGGCUAUUUGCGAGAUGGUCAUGCACUUCACUGUCCUGCUAAUGGGGUCAUCUCUUUGGCAUACAGGCCUAAUUUCCAUUCAUCGCCUUAUCGUCGUUUGCUUCAACAAUUUUUAUAAGAAAAUUUCUAAAAAAGCCUACACGAUAUUCGUGCUGUCGUUCGCUAGAAUCGUUCCUCUCCUGUUUAUGAUCACGCCACAUUUAGGAAGCAUGUCACAGUUCCAGCCCAAGUUAAUCCGCUGCCUGGCGCGGAAGGAGUUCAGUCUCUACACCAUGCUGGUCAGCGUGACCUUGAUGAUGCUCCCGUCUAUCAUCCUCAUCGUCUGCUACAUCGCCAUCUUCGUCAAGGUCUUCAGGUCCUCCAGCGCAAUCCGGGCUACCCGGAAACGGGAAUGGCUCCGGAGAGAAAUCCAGGUCACCAAGAUGUUCGGGAUGGUCUUUCUUCUCAUCAUCCUGGGUUACCUCCCCUACGGCAUCGUCCGAUUCAUUGACCGGAAGUUAGAACUCAGCGCUGAUUUCUACGUCGGGAUUUCCGUCUUGUACGCCGUAGCCAACAGCUGUAAUCCGAUAAUCUACGGGGUAAUGGACCGGAAAAUCCGGCGUUACUGUUUCAGGGCGCUGGGUCUGGAAGAGACCUGCAUGAAAAACGACCAGCAGUUGAAUAAGAAAAUCAGCCUGAAGACCAACGGAGAAACAGAGGUGACGGAAACGGUUGCUAUAACGACGCCGGCGAAAUCGGUGGCGCCCACGUCGACGACGCCCCCGCCGUGUCAAGUUUGACUACGCUCGGGGGAGAACUUUGAAAACACCGCCGCCACCCUAAACACCGCCACCCCUAACACCCUUAAAAGUGGCAGUGAUGGGAUAAACAAUGGGUUUCUGUGUGUGGACGCCGCGGUUUACAACCAUGUUGAA